AUGCCAUCCUCGCGCUCCGCCUCUGGCCGCGGUCCGGCAGCAUCGUCGUCGUCCGUGGCCACCAUGACCGUCGAAGAGCACUCGCUCUCGACGGGCCUGCAGGCGGCGUACGGCAACCUGCUGGGCCACGUCAACACGAUGCGGCGCUGCUGCGAUAUGCAGCGCCUCUACGAUCAGCUCCACACCCAGGGCGACGAAUUCAUCGCCGGCAGCAUCCAGCAUGCCAACGACAUCCUCGCCAACUUUGCCUCCUCGUCGCGCCUCCACGACUCGCCGAGCAAGAGGGCGGGCGACAUGAUCAAGACGCCGUCGCGCCGCAAGGAUGCGCCUCGCACCCGACGCGCCGCCGCCAAUGUGGCCGCCAUCCGCCUGCGCGCCUACGAGGAGUCGCCCGUCGCGCAGCCUCGCUCCAAGCGCGACCGCACCUCGGACGACAAGGAGAACCGCCCUGCCGCUGCCGCAGCGCCCUCGUCGUCGUCGUCGUCGGUGCGCCUCGGCGACGACGUCCGCGCCACCAAUUCGCUGCAGCAGAAGCUGCUCGAGGCCAGCGGCAAGGCCAAGGCGAGCGAUUCGGCGGCGGCGGCCAGAACGCCGCUGAGCGACAGCAACAAGGGAUCCAACCCUAGCAGCGGCCAAGGCCGCCCCAUCCCCGACGUCGAACUCGAACUCGACCUCGCGCCAACGCCGCGCCCGCCUGCCCGACGCGCGCUGGGCGAGAUCGGCGAACCCACCACCCGCGCCGGUGCGCCAUCCUCGGACGCAAGUGCCGUCGCCCGAUCCUCGGCUCCCUCCGCAUCGGAUGCAUCCAAGUCGGCCUCGGCCUCGUCAUCGUCUGUACCGAGCCAGCCGGACGCUUCGACGCGCGCCAGGGCGGCCAAGGCGCCCAAGCGCACCAAGGCGGCGGCAGCGGCGGCAGCCAAGAACGAUGCUGCGGCCGAGUCUGAGCGUGCUGCCCCCAGCGACAAUAGCAUGGAGGUGGACGAGACGCUGGCAGGCGCCUCGAUGGCGGAACUGACCAUGCCGCGGGCCUCGACGCCGCCACCGCCGUCGGCUUCGCCCGAAGGCAGGAAGCCGGCAUCGAGCGGCAUGACAAAGGUGGUCUCGAUCGACGACCUCCAGCCUAUUGCCGACGCCUCGGCCACGCUCUCGGACCCUGGCAUCGACGGCGACAUCGAGCACACUCACGAAUCGGCAGAGCCUCGACAGGGUGCGCCGCCGCCGGGAACCUCGGAAGGCGAGCCCUCCGCCGACGAGGGCGAAGACAGCGACGCCGACGGCGACGCUAGCGGAGAGGAGCGCACCGCUGUCACGGCCGAACAGGAUCUCUCUGCGAUCGCCGAGGAUGCGGCCGACGUCGCACCGGAAGUACCGCCCCAGCCGGCUUCUUCGACGUCGUCCUCUGACGCCAAAUCGCACGGUCCGAGCAACGGUGCCGCCGCCGCGAACGCCGCACCCUCGACGUCCACUGCUGCCGCGACGCUGCCGGCGUUCAAGGCCGCCCAGCAGCCGCAGUCCGACGGAGUGAUCGACAAGCCCGCCAAGCGCACGCUCUCGUCGUUCAGCGCCAAAAAGAGCCUCUCGGCUCACGCCUCCUCGGCCGUCCACGCGGCCGCGGCCGCGGCCAACCUGCCGGCGCUGCCUGCCUCGACGCCCGCGGGGCCGGGCUUCCGCAGCAGCUUCCUCCAAAAGAGCCUCCGCAAGCGGGCAGAGGACACAAAGGCCCACGGCAGGAGCGGGCUCGGCAGCGCUGACGACGACAGCGACGGCGACUACGAGGACGGCGAUCAGGACGAGGUCGAGCGCCAGACGGGCGCCCAGGAUGCGCGCGAGGAUGGCGACGACAUCGACGGCGAGGCCGAGGCCGAACUCGCCUCUUCCGGCGCCAAGGCCGGGCCCAAGUCUCGGCUUGCGACGGCCUCGGCGACCCGGGCCAACACGCGGGUCAACGCCACUCAGGCAUCGAGCGCCGCCACAGCCCGCAACGGCGGCAAGGGCGUCAAGCGCAAGAGCGAAGAGAGCCACGCGCCUCUCGGCAGCAUCGCCGACCGCAACUCGCCGCCCCCGGCCAAGCUCGUCAAGCCGGUCCUCUCGCGCCUGGGGGCCAAGACGCCCAGCCACGCUGCGCCCAUCUCCGGCUCCAAGGUCAAGCCUACGCCCUCGGGACCCGCAGCCAAGCUGGAGAUGUUCCGCAGCUCGAUGGCCACCUACGGCGGCGACGGCGGCGGCGGUGGUGGCCGAUUCGGAGUGCCUCUGUCCAGCAGCAGCGCAUUUGCACGGAAGGUGUCGGCCUCGAGCCCGUCCAAGGGGCUCCCCCCGGUGCCCGCCGCCAUCGCACAGAUGGCUCCUCCAGCUCCGGCCUCGGACCCGGUUGCUCCACGUACGGAUGCAGGCGAAGCCACCACCAGCAGGGUCUCAAAGCUCUACCCGAGCCUGCCCGCGAUGUCGCCGACCCGCACGCAGCAGCAGGUCGACUCGAGAGCUACGCCGCUCUCACCAAAGUCGCCGUCGCAGGGCAAACCGGACAGCAGCACCAGCAGCGGCGCCAACAGCAACGGCGCCUCGCCGGUUCGCCUGCCACCGCGCUCUGCCAGCGUGCGGGGAUCGCCCGGCAAGAGCCCCGAUCGCAGCCGCUUUGGAUCGCCUCACCGAUCGCUUCGGGACGGCGGCGCCAAGUCGCUGGUGCCGGGCUCGCCCACCAGCGGCGGCACCGCCCUCACUGGCACGCGUAACCUCGCUUCGCUCUUUGGCACGCCGAGCAGCAGCCGGGUUCCCCAGCGACCGCAGGCGGCCGCCACGUCGACGCCGACGUCGUCGCCCGGCUCCAAGGUGACGCGGCUCCAAGCAUCCAGGCAGGCCUCGGCCCCGGCCCCGGCUCUGUCGCAGGCCAGCAUCGCCGCGACCGCCGCAGCCUCCGAGGACGCCGACGUCACCUCGAUGGCGCCGCCGCCGGUGCCUCCGACACCUUCCCGCGCCGCCCAGGCCGCCAAAGAGGCCGAAGCCGCCGCGGCCGAUUCCAAGCAGAAGCAGCUUCCGCCGCCCCCUACGGCGCGGAAGUCAGCCGAGGCGGAUUCGGCGCCUGCCACACGCGCGGCCAAGACGUCGACGGACGGGGUCGAGCCCAGGCAGACGAGGCUUUCGGCCGCCAAAGCCAAGGAGGCCGAGAGGCUGGAGCGCGAAGGCGAGGCGUCGCAGCCAGCGACCCAGGCGACGCAGUACUUUGACGCGCUGUCGCAGCGCCCCGACGACGCCUCGGGCAGCGCCAAGUCGGGCAAAGAUUCCGAGGGCGAGCUCACGCUCGAGGACCUCUCGGGCCCUGGCGUCGGCAGCGGCAAGAAAGAGGACGGCGCGUCGGCACGCCCCGCGCAGCCUGUGCGCGCGCCUGCGCCCGUCAUCUCGGUCGUCGUCCCGUCGCCCAGCAAAGCCAAGGCCCCGCCCAGCCUCUCCGCCUCGCAGUCUCAGGCCCAACAGGCCCAGCAGGCCCAGCAGCAGCAGCCGAACCGCCUGCAGGGCUCGGUCCGCGGCGCGCCCUCUGCGCCCAACGGCCGGCCGGUAUCGCAAAAGGCCGGCGUGCUCAGCUCGAGCGUGAAGGGCAAGGCUGGUUCGAGCAAGCUGCCGACGUCGAGCCAGCCUGCAUCGUCUUCAUCCGCGUCGUCGGCGGCCGGAUCCAGUUCGGACCCGGCUUCGGGCGGCAGCUUUGCUAACAGCGUCGGCUGGAGCAGGUUCAAGGGCCUCUUCAGCAAGUCGAGCGCCAAUCCGGGCUCUGGCUCCGACUCGAGCUCGGCCCCGGCGCCGUCGACGGGCUUCACUCCUCGACCCCGCGGCAUGAGCAUCUCGCAGCAGCAGCAGCAGCAGGGCGGCAGCAACGGCCUCGGUGCGUCGGCAAGCGGAGGUCCACCAUCGCAAGAGGCCCGUCUCGAUGCCUCGCAAUCGCAGUCGCAGGCGUCGACGGCCUCGACGACGAUCGGCGGCAAGCCCGCGAGCCUGAUCCGCGCCGACAAGCCUGCGGCACCGGCGGCGGCGUCAUCAUCGUCGUCGCAGCAGCAGCAGCAGCAGCAGCAGCAGCAACCGCGGUCGCGGGCGGGCUCCGUCAGCGGCCAGGCGCCCAAGCUCAAGCGAACCAUCAGCCAGUCGUCGAUUCGCACCAAUGCCACCGGCACUGGCCCGAACGUCGGCAGCAGCAGCGCCGUCAAGCCCAGCGCCGCCACCCCGGGUGUCAUCCGUCCGGGUGCGCACGUCCCUGGUCAGCCGAUCCGGUUCGAGGCUACGCCUGGUCGCGGGCCCACAUCCACGCUGGCAUCUUCAUCGUCGACUGCCGCCGCCGCCGCCGCCGCCGCCCAACAACAGCAGCAGCGGCAGCAGCAGCAGCCGGCGCAAGCGCAGCAGCAGAACCGAGCGUCGACGUUUUCGACGCAGAACCCGUUCCAGCAGCAAAAGGUGCUGCGCCAGCAGCAAGCGCAGCAGCAGCAGGCGGCUCGGCUGCAGGCCGAGGAGGCGGCCAACGCACGCGCAGCCAUGGCGGCGGCGCAGCACCGCGAGGCCUACGCGCAGAUGGACGAGCACGCUGGCGACCACGACGGCGAGCCCGAGGAGCUGCCCGACGUCGCUUCCGAGUGA
Molecule: messenger RNA, 4614 nt
Organism: Pseudozyma flocculosa PF-1
Lineage: Eukaryota; Fungi; Basidiomycota; Ustilaginomycetes; Ustilaginales; Ustilaginaceae
Exons: 3
Coding region: 1-4614 (1537 amino acids)
Source: RefSeq, a predicted model, not a curated record